AUGGGGCAUGUCACUCGACUUUGGGUCAGAACGCCUUGGUUACGCCGGUUUGCUUCAACAAAGGGGUCAUCUGACCAAGACCUGGAGCUAGCGAGAACGUGGCUGAAAACUCUGGACUCCAAAACCAUCCCCCGCCAGGUCGGUGAGCUGUCUUUCAGCCGGUCAAGUGGUCCAGGAGGCCAGAACGUGAACAAUGGGGGCAGAGUCAACACGAAAGCAACCCUCAAGGUUCCUUUGGCCGCACUGCUGCCUUUGGUACCUCGUUUGCUCCACCCCAAACUGCACUCAUCCCGCUAUGCGUCCGACCGGUCUCAGACCUUAAUCUUUCAAUCCGAUGAAACCCGGAAACAGUCUAGCAAUGUGGAUUCAUGUUUUGACAAGCUCCACCAACUGUUAGAGAGUUCGGCUAAGGCCGUAAUCCCGGGGGAGACCUCCCCAGGACAGAAAGACCGUGUCCAAAAAUUACAACGAGCUCAAAACGAGUCUCGUCUUAAGGCCAAGAAGUUUCAAAGCGACAAGAAAAGUAAUCGGCGGGGGAAUAAGUAUGAUGAUUGA
Molecule: messenger RNA, 555 nt
Organism: Penicillium odoratum
Lineage: Eukaryota; Fungi; Ascomycota; Eurotiomycetes; Eurotiales; Aspergillaceae
Product: peptidyl-tRNA hydrolase domain protein
Exons: 3
Coding region: 1-555 (184 amino acids)
Biological process (GO): mitochondrial translational termination
Cellular component (GO): mitochondrial large ribosomal subunit
Molecular function (GO): translation release factor activity
Source: RefSeq, a predicted model, not a curated record